Molecule: messenger RNA, 1986 nt
Organism: Sinocyclocheilus anshuiensis
Lineage: Eukaryota; Metazoa; Chordata; Actinopteri; Cypriniformes; Cyprinidae
Product: ras-related GTP-binding protein A-like
Exons: 11
Coding region: 256-1203 (315 amino acids)
Biological process (GO): positive regulation of TORC1 signaling; cellular response to starvation; negative regulation of autophagy
Cellular component (GO): lysosome; nucleus; Gtr1-Gtr2 GTPase complex
Molecular function (GO): GTP binding; GTPase activity
Source: RefSeq, a predicted model, not a curated record
UAUAUUCCAGCAUUAACCGCAUUUACAGCAAUCGACUGUUUUUGACUCUUCUGUCGUGUUUAGCAUAGAGCUAGUGUAGAGCUAAGCUAACUUCAGCAGAGGAACACCAGGAGCGCUCUUCAUCGCUUUAUUUGCUAUCUGAGAUCUGAGAGUCAUCAUCGGGAAGUGACAAACAAAACAACAUCUUACAGACACAUUGUUGAUGAUCUGCGGAGUACAGUGAUUUACUGUGGUAAAGUGAAGUUGAGCGGGAAAAUGUCCAGCACAGCCAUGAAGAAGAAGGUGCUGUUGAUGGGGAAAAGUGGAUCAGGAAAGACCAGUAUGAGGUCGAUCAUAUUUGCCAACUACAUCGCCAGAGACACUCGCCGCCUGGGAGCCACAAUUGAUGUGGAGCACUCUCACGUGAGGUUUCUGGGCAAUCUGGUGCUGAACCUGUGGGACUGCGGCGGACAGGACACGUUCAUGGAGAACUACUUCACGAGUCAGAGGGACAACAUCUUUCGCAAUGUGGAGGUGCUGAUCUACGUGUUUGAUGUGGAGAGCCGCGAGCUGGAGAAGGAUAUGCAUUACUACCAGUCGUGUCUGGAAGCCAUCCUGCAGAACUCUCCUGACGCCAAGAUCUUCUGCCUGGUGCACAAGAUGGACCUGGUGCAGGAGGACCAGAGAGACCUGAUAUUUAAAGAGCGUGAGGACGAUCUGAAAAGACUGUCUCGCCCGCUGGCCUGCACCUGCUUCAGAACGUCUAUUUGGGACGAGACGCUGUAUAAAGCCUGGUCCAGCAUCGUCUAUCAGCUCAUUCCUAACGUACAGCAGCUUGAGUGCAACCUGCGCAACUUCGCUCAGAUCAUUGAGGCAGACGAAGUCUUGCUUUUUGAAAGAGCUACUUUCCUGGUGAUCUCUCAUUAUCAGUGUAAGGAGCAGCGAGAUGCUCAUCGCUUCGAGAAGAUCAGUAACAUCAUCAAGCAGUUCAAGCUGAGCUGCAGUAAACUGGCCGCCUCUUUCCAGAGCAUGGAAGUGCGCAACUCUAACUUCGCUGCCUUCAUCGACGUGUUCACGUCCAACACCUACGUCAUGGUGAUCAUGUCAGACCCGUCCAUACCGUCCGCUGCCACCCUCAUCAACAUCAGGAACGCCAGGAGACACUUCGAGAAGCUGGAGCGUGUGGACGGGCCCAAGCACAGUCUGCACAUGCGCAUGCGCUAGCCUCGCCGCAUACAGCGGUGGUGGAUGAUCCAGAAGAUUUCCUCCUGUCUUGCUGACUUCACUCGCAUCCAGUGUUUCUGCUGAGAAACUAAGUCACCUUCUGUUAACAUGCUUGUUUUCCUCGCUGAUGUUGCAAAGGAACAGUAGUUCUUAAUCAUAAACCACGGGUCGAGGGGUUGAAUGUCGUCAUGACCCCUUAAUAUCUGAUGUUUGUGCCGUCACAAACGGUGACUACUGAGUUACUGAUAGUCAGGAACGCUAGAUCAUUCUUUCUCUGUGUGUCUGUUAUAUGAAGCAUUAUCAGCUUGCUGUACUGUGUUUGCAGAUGUUGAAAAUGAGAGCAGAAAGCUGUGACUAAAACUGGUCUUUCUAAAUUAACAACUUGAUCUACAAAUUAUUGUAUUAUAAAUGUUCUCAAUAAAUACAGAUCGUUCUGUGUCUUUCUGUGCAACAAAACCAGAGUUAUGGAGAUUAUGAAGUUAAUGGUUAACUGGUUUAUGAGGAGCCCAUCUACACCUUUAAUGGCUGUAGUGAAAGCAGCCUCUUAAUUAGAAUAAUUAGGUCAAUUGCAGAACAAGUUAUUUUUCUGUAUUUAUCAUUAGUGUACAUAUUGAUUUAUUACGUUUGUCCUGUGUUCAGUUGCAAACAUUCCAUUCCAUAAUCCCUCAUUUCUUUAAUCAAACUUCUCACUUCACCUUCUGUGCCUUCAUCAGAAAGUUAAAAAAUAAACACAUAUUUGCUAAUAAGUCUGUUAUAGGAAUACUGUAUGUGGGAAGAGUUAGA